This is a messenger RNA of Brienomyrus brachyistius, 3241 nucleotides long. RefSeq lists its product as uncharacterized. The coding region runs from base 258 to 1343 and encodes 361 amino acids. The record is from RefSeq and is a predicted model, not a curated record. NCBI's taxonomy places the organism in Eukaryota, Metazoa, Chordata, Actinopteri, Osteoglossiformes, Mormyridae. The transcript is spliced from 2 exons.
UUUUCAUUUCUGGUACGAAGUAUGACGGGUAACACCCUGCACAGGCUCCCUCUGAAACACCGGACAUGUGAACAGAUGAUCAGACAGAGCGGUAGAGCAGUCACCUCGACACAAAAGCCUCACUCAAGCAGAGUAUGAAGACCUUUUAUGGACAGUAAUUAUGUGUCAUUUCAAAGAAAACGCCAGUGGCAUAGAAGGAAUUAAAGGAUUGAGGAAUCCUUAGGGACUAUUUAGUUGUAUUUCUCAACUGGUGAAAAAUGUCCUUUUACACCAUGGAGGUCCAGGAGAAGGAAGAACAAGUGAGGAGAGUAAAAUCAAUCGUAUUUGAGACAGACGGACAAGAGGAAGACAAGAGGCUGGAUGAUGAGGGAUGGAGCUGUGCUUGGAGACAGGAGCUCCCCGUGUCCGUGCUCACAGCGUUCAUGUUGCUCCUUCUAGUAGAGUUUGCUGUUGGAGUGGAAGGCGUGGGGAGGCGUGGCAAAAGCAGCACCAUGCUCGAUGAGGAAAGCCCUAGACCUUUGGACUUGUGGGAGUCAGUUUUCCUCAGCACUCUUGUAGGGAGUGGCUAUGGACUGGCAGUGGGAACUGGGGCUGUGGUGGUCAUUUGGAUUGCUGAAGCCUUAUCUGCAUCCAGUGGCCUGGUGGCAGUGGUGUGGCAGGUGCCCCUGCUGGGGCUGUUGACAGGCGCAGGGGCAGGGGCUCUGAAUGGACUGGACAUGCUUUCUGAAUGCGUUGGGCAAGAAACCCUCUGCGAGGCAGCCAGAGGUGGGCUAAAGGGCAUUUGGGUGGGGGUGAAGGUGGCUGUAGUAGGAGGGGCCACAAUUGGGGCUGCCAUGUGUGUUGUGUCUGCCGUGGCCAUGAGGAACCUGGUGAGAGGAGGGCACCUGAGGCUGGUGCCGCUUGUGACUGUCUCAGCGGCUGCCGGGGCCUUCACAGUAGUGCUGAGCUGGGCCCCUGAGACCAUGACCAUUGGGUGCUUUUUGGGGGCCCUUUUAGGGUCCACCCAGGACCCAGCUGUCUUGAAAACCUUGGGGCUCCUCGCUGUGGGAGGCUGUGCGGGUGUGAAAGGGCUAAGGAGUCCCUGCGUGUCUCCUAGUGUGGGGUCCUGGUGGCCACAGAUGCUAAACAGAGCUCUGGUGGGUGCUGGGGGGGCUGUAUUUCUGGCUGCCGUUUUAGGAUUUCCCCUUAGGCCGUUCCCUGUCCUGGUAAGAAUUUCAGUGGGGGCUGUGAUGGCAUUUUCGCUAUGGUGGAUGGUGGACGGCCUGUGCCACUCAGCUGCCACCGUGAUGUUUGGGGUGUUAAGCAUCAGUGCCCAAUACGAGCAUGGAGAGUCUGGAGGAUAGAUGACAACUUAGGCUCCUGGUCUGGGGAAUAUGGAAGCCCUGAAGGGCAAAACACACCAGCAAAUAUGAAAAACACACCAGCAAAUACAAAUACACAACAGCAAAUAAGAAAACAUGCCAGUAAACAUGGGCUCAGUGUGGCUCAGUGGGCUAAGCCUGUGUUCCUGUAAUCAGAAGGUUGCCAGUUCAAACCCAACCUCAGCACAUCUGUGGGUCCUAAAGCAAGACCCUUAACCCUCCAGCUCCCUGGGCACAGGAGGCAAAAAGACAAUAAUAAUCAAUAAAGCAUUGAUUAUUAUUAUUCAAAUACAGAAGUAGUACUGUGAAAACACUACAACAUUAGCAACACUGAAAACGGAAAGGGUAUGUACCUACUGGUCAUUACAUGCUUGUUACUGAUUGGACAGGGAGCCUGUCAGUACACCGACAGUCACAACCAUAGUUAGUCCAAAGGUACAUCUUUAGGUACCAGAUGCAAGCAAAAGAUACAAAGAGAAAUUGGGUGUCAUUAGAUGUGACUGUUCGCGCUGUAAUUGAAAGAAUUUGCAGAUGUGAGCCUCCACACAAACCAAAAUUAUAUGGUUUUUCAAACGUUGAGGGUGACUCUGAAACAGACAAAAUAUUUUGGUGUAUUCAUGGAUAAGUACAAGUGUAAAUCAUUUGCUUACUCGUUUAUUAUUAUACACUGCUCAAAAAAUUUAAGGAACACUUUUUAGUCAGAGUAUAGCAUCAAGCCAGUUAAACUUCUGUGAUACUAAUCCGGUCAGUUAAAUAGCAGAGGGGGUUGUUAAUCAAUUUCAGCUGCUUUAGUGUUAAUGAAAUUGUUCAUGAAACUGUUUUUUUUUUUUACUAGUUUUGCAUUUGGCGACGGUGAGUGUCACUACUGGUAGCAUGAGGCGAUACCUGGACCCUACAGAGGUUGCACAGGUAGUCCAACUCCUCCAGGAUGGCGGAUCAAUACGUGCCAUUGCCAGAAGGUUUGCUGUGUCUCCCAGCACAGUCUCAAGGGCAUGGAGGAGAUUCCUGGAGACAGGCAGAUACUCAAGGAGAGCUGGACAGGGCCAUAGAAGGUCUUUAACCCAUCAGCAGGACCGGUAUCUGCUCCUUUGUGCAAGGAGGAACAGGAUGAACACUGCUGGAGUCCUACAAAAUGAGCUCCAGCAGACCACUGGUGUGAAUGUUUCUGAUUGUUUGGUCAGAGACAGACUUCAUGAGGGUGGCUUGAGGGCCCAAUGUCCUCUAAUGGGCCCUGUGCUCACUGCCCAGCACCAUGGAGCUCGAUUGGCAUUUGCCAUAGAAUACCAGAAGGGGCAGGUCUGCCACUGGCACCCUGUGCUUUUCACAGAUGAGAGCAGGUUCACCCUGAGCACAUGUGACAGACGUGAAAGGGUCUGGAGAAGUUAUAGAGAACGUUAUGCUGCCUGCAGCAUUGUUCAGCAUGCCUGGUUUGGUGGUGGGUCAGUGAUGGUCUGGGGAGUCAUAUCCAUGGAGGGACGCAAAGACCUCUACAGGUUAGACUACGGCAAAUUAACUGCCAUUAGGUAUUGGGAUGAAAUCCUUGGACCCACUGUCAGGCCCUACACUGAUGCAGAGAGUCCUAACACAUUUCGUUCGUAACACAUCACCCAGUCCAUAUAAGCAUAGGUGUCCAGCAUGAUAUUUUUUUCCAUUGAGAUUUGAUGUGUUUUCAAAGUGUUCCUUAAUUUUUUUUGAGCAGUGUAUAUUAUUAUUAUCUUAGUUUCGUCAUGUAAUGGCAACAUUAAACCAUUAUUUUGUUCUGUGCUGUAAUGUUAACGUUGUUGUGUUCCUAUAAUAACUCACUAGGACAACCACCACCACAUCCAUGUAAUGUUGUGAUAAUGCGCUAUACAAAAAUACAUUUGUUGUUGUUGUUCUUA